This is a messenger RNA of Erinaceus europaeus (western European hedgehog), 2524 nucleotides long. It is a transcript of the gene BDKRB1, whose product is annotated as bradykinin receptor B1. NCBI's taxonomy places the organism in Eukaryota, Metazoa, Chordata, Mammalia, Eulipotyphla, Erinaceidae. Gene Ontology annotation, cellular component: membrane. Gene Ontology annotation, molecular function: bradykinin receptor activity. The record is from RefSeq and is a predicted model, not a curated record. The transcript has 3 exons. Gene Ontology annotation, biological process: immune response; response to mechanical stimulus; G protein-coupled receptor signaling pathway. Bases 564 to 1595 code for a protein of 343 amino acids.
CACAGACUCCAGACUCCACAAGAGUGCGUCGGACCUGACUCAUGCCUGGGCUUAGCAAGAGUCCAGCUUUUUUUCCCCCUUGCUCCCAGGUUGAGAGAAUGGGGUCCACACUGACAGAUUCUUGGCUCAGGUUCCCUCGCAAACAGAGACCAGACACCUAGGCACUGGACACCCGCGUACUGGGGGAAGUCCUCCCUCAGGGGACAUCACUCCAUGCCCUCUGAGGCUGGGGGACACUCCACAGUGCUCAGCAGGGCUUCCAGGGUAGCAGGCAAUGGCCCCCACCCCCAGAGUCACCAAGAGAAAGUGGGUGAUGGUGCUGAGUCACCCCGCACCCAUCCCGAUGUGUAAAAUGGAUUUUCAUUUCAAAACUGCGGCAGGCCUCCUCCCCCGGGAAGACUCACUUUUUGGGGCAGUCCCCCACCCCGACUCCAUGACAUCACUGGGGGAGAGGUUAUGUAACCCAGGACCACACACUCCUGAGAAGAGAAGAGAAGAGAAGAGAAGAAGCAGAGACGCCCGCUGAAGCUCUGAGGGCUCCCUCCUGGUCCAAGUUCCCACGGAUGGCAUCCCUCCCAGAGUCCCAGCCCUCCAACCUGAGCCAGCCCGGGAUCCCCAAUGCCACGUCGUGCGAGGGCCUGGCCGGGGGCGCAUGGGCGCAGGUGCAUGGGCUGCUGCCCGGCUUGCUGGCCGCCGUGUGCACGCUGGGCCUGGUGGGCAACCUGCUGGUGCUGGGCGUGCUGCUGCUGCCCGGCCGCCGCCUCCGGCCCCCCGAGAUCUACCUGGCCAACCUGGCCGCCUCCGACCUGGUCUUCGUGCUGGGCCUGCCCUUCUGGGCCUGGAACGUCCGGCGCCACUUCGACUGGCCCUUUGGGGGCCCGCUGUGCCGCCUGGUCAGUGGCACCAUGAAGGCCAACCUUUUCGUCAGCAUCUUCCUGGUGGUGGCCAUCAGCCACGACCGCUACCGUGCGCUGGUGUACCCGGUGGCCAGCCGGAGGCAGCGGCGGAGGAGGCGGGCUCAGGCCACCUGCCUGCUGGUCUGGCUGCUCGGGGGGCUCUUGAGCGUCCCCACCUUUCUGCUGAGGGCCACCCGGGAGGUGCCUGAGCUGGCCGUCCGCGCCUGUGUCCUGCAGCUGCCCAACCGGGGGCCCUGGCAUGUGGCCCGCCUGCUGGAGCUCACGGUGCUGGGCUUCCUCCUGCCGCUGGCUGCCCUCCUCUUCUUCAACAGCCACAUCCUGGCGUCCCUGCGGGACGGCCCGGGGAUCCGCAGGAGCGGGAGCCGGGGUCCCCGCGGUGCCAAGUCCUCGGCGCUGAUCCUGGCGCUGGUGGCGGCCUUCCUGGUGUGCUGGGCGCCCUACCACACCUUCGCCUUCCUAGAGGUGCUGCUGCGUCUGCAGGCACUGGGCGGCUGCUCCUGGGAGAACUUCACGGACUUGGGGCUGCAGUGGGCCAACGGCCUGGCCUUCCUCAACAGCUGCCUGAACCCCGUCAUCUACGUCUUCGUGGGCCGACUCUUCAGGGCCAGGGUCAGUGAGCUGUGGAAGUGGUGUGCCCCCCUGGCCGCCUCCCCCUACCGGACGGUCUGGAGGAGUUGAGGCAGAUGCCCAACUCCUGUUUCUUUUCCCCAUCUUUCCAACUUAAGGAGCGCUGGGGGCUCCCGUGGGGCUGUUCCUAUGCUAACGGGGAUUCUGUGACUGUGAGAAGGGGUCUCGGCAUGCGAGCAGAUCAUCCCGAUUGGCUCCUGUUUCUUUUCCCCAUCUUUCCAACUUAAGGAGUGUUGGGGAGGGGCUCCCCUGGGGCUGUUUCUAUGGUAGUGGGGAUUCUGUGACUGUGAGAAGGGGUCUCGGCAUGCGAGCAGAUCAUCCCGAUUGGCUGGGGUGGCCUGAUGUAGUCACAAAGCUCCAGGAAAGAGACGGAAGGCUGGGUGCUAUAGCAGGGGUGGAAAGAUCUGAGACGAGCCACUAGCCAAGGGGUGCUGGCAGCCCCAGACCAGGAACUGCACUGAGCCCUGGAACCUGCAAAAGGAGCCCGCCCCACUCACCUGGGCUGUCUCCCAGGAGGCACAAUGUGACAAUGAAUGUCAUGGUUUCAUGUGUGGGGUCAUUUGUCAGCCACCUCUGGGAGCCCUGGUUGUGCACAAGCUCAGAUCAGGCAGAAGAAUUGCAGCGUGAGGAAGGCAGAUGAGGUCCCAGAACAGGACAGGUCUCGGCAUGCACAAGGCCCUGGGUGUCAGCCCUGGCACUAACUGGAGCACCAUGGAGAGCAAUGGGCAGGGGGCAGGGUGCUGGUGCAGCAGGUUAAAUGCACAUAGUAUUAAGUGCAAGGACCUACGCGAAGAACAGGUUGAAGUCCCAGCUCCUCACCUGCAGCAGGGAAGCUUCACAAGUGGUGGUGAAGCAGGGCUGCAGGCGUCUCUCUGUCUCUCCCCCUCCCUCUCAACUUCUCUCUGUCCUGUCCAAUAAAAUGGAAAAAAAGUGGCCUCCAGGAGCAGUGGAUUCGUAGUGCCAGCACUGAGCUGGAGGAG